AUCACAGAGGUGGACCUCUCCGACAACAGCCUUGGGGAUCAUGGGGCCGGAGCCAUAGCUAGUAUGCUAAAGGAGAACAGCACCCUGUUGAACCUCAAUCUGUCAGGAAACCAUUUCACAGACCGGUCCGUUGAACACCUCGGCCCAGCUCUGAUCACCAACUCUCGGCUGCAGCACCUCGACCUCAGCCACAACGCUCUGGGAGAGCAAGCAGGGUGUUCGGGCAAAAUAAUUCCUCCGGGCCCGCACACCUCUAAAUAUAGUUCCGGGAGGGAAACGAUGGGUAGGAACCCCAUCCAGAAUGCUGGGUGCUUUACCAUCCUCAAGUCUGUACAAGAAAACCCAGAUUCAGCCAUGGAAGCAAUAUACUUCUCGGACAUCACGGUGAACCAGGAUUUUGAAGAUCUGUAUAAGGCAGUGAAAGAAAUAUUCCCUGCGCUUACAGUUAAUCAUGGGGGCAGAAUUGGCACAUUCAGAAAAGCAAAAGCUUAAAAAGUGCUACUGUAAUUGCUUACAUUUUAUGCCAGAAAAUAUGGAAUAAGUCUUGUCAAAGCACUGUGGAAGUUUUCAUCGACAAAUGAACCAAAGGAUGGAUGUAUGCAAGGAUAUCAUUUAAAAAUGUCAAUUCAACAAAUAUAUUCCACUAAAUGAAAGGUUUUUGUGUGAAAUAAACUUUUUUAAUGCCAGAUAAUUAAGCGACUGUUUCUUUGUUUUAAAAAUGUUGAGUACCGCAUGUGUGUGGGCUUAAAAUAUGGUGUUGUUAAAGUCAUUGAACACAGGCAUACAAUACAGGUAUUGAGUAUGAUUCUUUUUAGGUAUGAUCUGAUUUAAUGUUAUAUAAUGUCAGUGGGUAGAAUGAUAGAGAGGAUCAGAGAGCACCCCAUUGUGUAUGAAAAGAAGUGAAAGUGGGUUGCACAAAAAGGAUAUAAGUACUGCAUGACUAGUCUAAUAGAGAAACCAGCUUUGAAAGAAUGAUCCACUGUUAGAUAAGAGGCUUGUUUACUGCAGCAGAACAACUCCAACAGGGUUAGAUACAGGUUGUCUUAUUUAAAUCCAGGGAUAGAAAGGUCCUAAACAUUUAUACUUAGGCUACAGUAUAGAUACUUAAUGUUCUUUGCUUGAGUUUUAUAUUUUCUGCACUGACAUGCGCCCCAUAGUAAUUAUUUUGUUAAGGGUUGUAGUUCUUGUUUCUUUGUCUUAGUUGCUUUGCAGGGAAAGGUUUUAAGAUUUAAGAUUUUGUUUUUGACCAACACAGCAAAUGUAUCUACCAGCUGCUAAACUAUAGUUACAACCUUUCAGAUUGUACAUUUAGUCAUUUAAUUUAAAUCUUUGAAUGGUU
This is a messenger RNA of Notothenia coriiceps (black rockcod), 1339 nucleotides long. Its product is annotated as leucine-rich repeat-containing protein 74B-like. Lineage: Eukaryota; Metazoa; Chordata; Actinopteri; Perciformes; Nototheniidae. The record is from RefSeq and is a predicted model, not a curated record. Gene Ontology annotation, molecular function: protein binding. The transcript is spliced from 4 exons. Bases 64 to 492 code for a protein of 142 amino acids.